CUGCCGAACGUACCAUGGGGAGAACAUUUAAUGUGAGCCUAUCUAGCACCACGACCGAGAAUAACACUACGAGCAGUUCGAACGUCUUGGAUCUUGUUUCCACAGGUGCCGCGAACACAGUGAAGCGAAUGCUCGACACUAGCUCAACUGCGCGUUAUGUGACACCGAACAUGAACCGGACAAGCACCAUGACCGAGAAUAACACCACGAGCAGUUCGAGCCCCUUGGAUCUUGUUUCCACAGUCGCCGCGUUCGAGCGAAUGCUCGACACUAGGUCAACUGCGCGUUAUGUGACACCCAACAUGAACCAGACAAGCACCAUGACCGAGGACCACACCACAAGCAGUUCGCAUGUCACAUCCGACGUGAGUGAAACAUCCGACGUGAGUGAAACAUCCGACGUGAACAUGAUGAAGGAAACAUUACCGACGGAGACGACGGCAAGCAUAGAGAUUGUUACGAAAUACGGGGGUUUUGCCAGGACGCCGAUGACUGGAUCAACAAAAGAUUUCACAGUUGCUCUAAACACACCCUAUUCUGCAGACACAAGUUGUUCGACAAUCU
This is a messenger RNA of Gregarina niphandrodes, 564 nucleotides long. RefSeq lists its product as hypothetical. The transcript has 2 exons. NCBI's taxonomy places the organism in Eukaryota, Apicomplexa, Conoidasida, Eugregarinorida, Gregarinidae. The record is from RefSeq and is a predicted model, not a curated record. The annotation marks the transcript as partial.